Messenger RNA from Exophiala aquamarina CBS 119918, 1671 nucleotides. RefSeq lists its product as uncharacterized. NCBI's taxonomy places the organism in Eukaryota, Fungi, Ascomycota, Eurotiomycetes, Chaetothyriales, Herpotrichiellaceae. The transcript is spliced from 3 exons. Gene Ontology annotation, molecular function: DNA binding; zinc ion binding. The coding region runs from base 1 to 1671 and encodes 556 amino acids. The record is from RefSeq and is a predicted model, not a curated record. Gene Ontology annotation, biological process: DNA-templated transcription.
AUGACUCCCCCUCCGGCAGCAGAGGGACAAGCCCGCACUGGAUUGUCUGCUUCCAAUGCCCAUCUCCAUGAACCAUCCGAGGUUCAACAGCCGACUGCUACGCCGGCCCCAGGGGCCAGCUACCUCGGAAACAGUGGCAUUCUGCAGAUCUUCGCUCGAGAUUCUCAAAGAAUUGCCGCCAGUGAUCCAGGAAGCACAAUGCCCGUGUUUACGGGCAUUGAAAAUGACCUCCCACCGCCUGAGCUACAGCAAAGUUUUGCAGACACCUAUUUCGACUGGUGCUGGCCGUGGUGUCCCGUCCUGGACAAGGCCACAUUUUGGCAGAAUUCGGACACCACAAUUUCCCCCUUACUGAUCAACGCACUGGCCCUCCUAGGAACUCAGGUUCGUCCUCCCAUCAUGCGGCAUGCAACAGCCGCUGAAUACUACAACCGGGCCAAGAUGCUUUUCUAUAUGGACCAAGACAGUAAUCCAAUUGUCUGUCUGCAGGCCAUCAUGCUAUUCUACUGGUGGGCGCCACGUGGACCAUCGCAAGUUCACAAAGAUGCCGCGUGGUGGUGGACUGGCAUUGCUAUUAAGUACGCUCAACAAGCAGGCCUGCAUCGCGAGCCCAAAAACGUGCAAGAUGUUGGGGGUGAGGUAAUUCAAGGACUGCGGAGGAGGAUAUGGUGGACUCUAUUCGCUCGAGAGCGAUUGACAGCAAUUUGUCAAGGUCGACCCUGUUCGAUCAAUCCUGAAGAUUGCGAUGUCCGCGAGCCAUCUAUUGAUGACUUCGGUCCACCACAGUCACGAGAUCCUCGAGCAGAGAUCUUUGUCCACUGGGUUCGCCUCUGUGGCAUUAUCGGACGCGUCGGACAGCAUUUGUCUCGUCAUCCCGAACAAGCCGCUUUCCCUGCCACUCUUGCUGAAGAACUCGUAAAUUGGGUUCGAAACCUCCCACCUCAUCUUGGCUUGUCUAAUAUGUCUGAUCGUGUGCGAACAUUUGACAGAGAUGUACUGGCAUUACACCUGCCGUAUCUGACCACAGUCACUAUUUUACAUCUGAACUGGUCCUCUCAGCACCCAUCCCAGCCAUGGCCGGAAGCCUACACAGCUGCGGUGCUGUCGGCGUCCUGUGUCACUCGCAUUUUCAAAGACUUCCUCGCCCGAGGUGAGAUUCGAUUCCUAGGUGCGAUAUCAUCCUGGCAUGUUGCGGUUGCUAUUGUGGCGCUCCUGUACACGCAACGGGUUGAGGGGUUAGCAGAAAGCGGAGCCGAGGAUAUUCGAAUCCUUAAGCUGGCUUUGAGCGAACUUGCACGCCUUUGGCCUACGACGGAGAUCUUUGUGAAGGGCUUCGACCGCUUAAAGGCAUUUGAGAAUCUACGAAGCGGCAGGCCGGAUUUUGAGUCUACAGCAAGUGCUACCGACCAUCCUACUACCUCCUCCACAGUUUCAGACGUGGAUUGGUUUCACGGUAUCGACUGGCGGAGCUAUUUCCCACAAAUCACUGUGCAAACCUCUGGUUUAGCUGCAAUUUUGCUUGCGGGGCAAACUAACGAAGGUCUAUGGGAUGACAUGUCCUGGUUGGCCGAUCCCACAGUACAUUUCCAGAACUUAUUUGAUAUCACUGAUGCCGCAUUGGACCCUUUUAUGGAAAACUUGUCCGCGUUAACUGGUUGGGAGAUUGAGUAA